CAUCCAGACUCCUAUAUGUACCACUCCGGAGCCCGGCUAUACACUCCAGCAGCAGAGCCACCGCCCAGGCAGGAACACAACUCCGGCGAGCUCCCAUAUUAUAUAAGUCACCUGCCUUUCUACACCCUCUCUUUUGGCCUGUUCCCGCUCCUACUCGCCGUCGUAUCCGCUUCGCGCGCGACUAGUCUAGCCGAUCGACCUUUCUUGCCUUCUCGUCGCGCGGCGGCCACGGCGGUCUGCGAGAUGGAGGUGGCGGGGACCGGAGCGGCGACGCCGUCGCACGCGUCCGUGGUUGACACGGACGACUUCGACCUGUCGCGGCUGCUGAACCACCGCCCGCGGAUCAACGUGGAGCGGCAGCGGUCCUUCGACGACCGCUCGCUCGGCGACCUCUACCUCUCCGCCAUGGACGGCCGCGGCGCCGGCGGGUACAUGGACAGCUAUGAGAGCAUGUACUCCCCGGGCGGCGGGCUCCGUUCGCUCACCGGCACCCCCGCCUCCUCCACGCGGCUCUCCUUCGAGCCCCACCCGCUGGUCGGCGACGCCUGGGACGCUCUCAGGCGCUCGCUUGUCUGCUUCCGGGGCCAGCCCAUCGGCACCAUCGCCGCCGUCGACAGCUCCUCCGGCGAAGUCCUCAACUACGACCAGGUGUUCGUGAGGGAUUUCGUGCCGAGCGCGCUGGCGUUCCUGAUGAACGGGGAGCCAGAAAUCGUGAAGAACUUCCUGCUCAAGACGCUGCUGCUGCAGGGGUGGGAGAAGAGGAUCGACCGGUUCAAGCUGGGCGAGGGCGCCAUGCCGGCGAGCUUCAAGGUGCUCAAGGACCCGAAGCGCGGGGUGGACACCCUGGCGGCGGACUUCGGCGAGAGCGCCAUCGGCCGCGUGGCGCCGGCCGACUCCGGGUUCUGGUGGAUCAUCCUGCUCCGCGCCUACACCAAGUCCACCGGCGACCUCACGCUGGCCGAGACGCCCGAGUGCCAGAAGGGCAUCCGCCUCAUCAUGAACCAGUGCCUCGCCGAAGGCUUCGACACCUUCCCCACCCUCCUCUGCGCCGACGGCUGCUGCAUGAUCGACCGCCGGAUGGGCGUCUACGGUUACCCGAUCGAGAUCCAAGCCCUGUUCUUCAUGUCGCUGCGGUGCGCGCUGCUGCUGCUGAAGCCGGAGGCGGAGGGGAACAAGGACAUCAUGGAGCGGAUCGUGACGCGGCUGCACGCGCUGAGCUACCACAUGCGGACCUACUUCUGGCUCGACUUCCAGCAGCUCAACGACAUCUACCGGUUCAAGACGGAGGAGUACUCCCACACGGCCGUCAACAAGUUCAACGUCAUCCCGGAGUCCAUCCCAGACUGGCUCUUCGACUUCAUGCCCUCCCGCGGCGGCUACUUCGUCGGCAACGUCAGCCCCGCCAGGAUGGACUUCCGCUGGUUCGCGCUCGGGAACUGCGUCGCCAUCCUCGCAUCGCUCGCCACGCCCGAGCAGGCCGGCGCCAUCAUGGACCUCAUCGAGGAGCGGUGGGAGGACCUCAUCGGCGAGAUGCCGCUCAAGAUCUGCUACCCCGCCAUCGAGGGACACGAGUGGCAGAACGUCACCGGCUGCGACCCCAAGAACACCAGGUGGAGCUACCACAACGGAGGCUCAUGGCCUGUUCUGAUCUGGCUCCUGACGGCGGCCUGCAUCAAGACCGGGCGGCUCAAGAUCGCGAGGCGAGCGAUCGAUCUGGCGGAGGCGAGGCUGGCGAGGGACAGCUGGCCGGAGUACUACGACGGCAAGCUAGGCCGGUACGUCGGGAAGCAGGCGAGGAAGCACCAGACGUGGUCCAUCGCGGGCUACCUGGUGGCCAAGAUGAUGCUGGAGGACCCGUCCCACCUGGGCAUGAUCUCCCUCGAGGAGGACAAGGCCAUGAACCCUGUGCUCAAGAGGUCUGCCUCAUGGACCGUGUGAGAUGAUGAUCGAUGCAUGCCACUUGGUGCCAACUUGACGCGCGUGAUGUUGGUCAGGAUUCAGGAACGUGGAGGGGAAGGAAGAAACAACAUGUUGAUUUUCAGUUCGUUUUCAGGCUUAGCAAAGCUCUUCUCUACAUCAUUCAUUACCUUCUUAUCGAAAAUACAUAAUUGCUAGAAAGCGAAUUUUCCCGUAA
This is a messenger RNA of Hordeum vulgare subsp. vulgare (domesticated barley), 2134 nucleotides long. Its product is annotated as cytosolic invertase 1-like. Gene Ontology annotation, biological process: sucrose catabolic process. The transcript is spliced from 4 exons. Gene Ontology annotation, molecular function: sucrose alpha-glucosidase activity; endo-alpha-N-acetylgalactosaminidase activity. Lineage: Eukaryota; Viridiplantae; Streptophyta; Magnoliopsida; Poales; Poaceae. The record is from RefSeq and is a predicted model, not a curated record. Bases 16 to 1938 code for a protein of 640 amino acids.